Saccostrea cuccullata (small rock oyster) is the source of this 1722-nucleotide messenger RNA. RefSeq lists its product as uncharacterized. The coding region runs from base 268 to 708 and encodes 146 amino acids. The transcript is spliced from 3 exons. The record is from RefSeq and is a predicted model, not a curated record. NCBI's taxonomy places the organism in Eukaryota, Metazoa, Mollusca, Bivalvia, Ostreida, Ostreidae.
UCUCAAUCAACUUGUAGCAAUUCUAAAAGCAACAGAAAAGCACGAUCAAUUGAUGAAAAGAUUACAAUGCAUAUCAUAAGCCCCGGAACCAAGGAGAGAUAUGAUUCUGGAAUCUCAGCACAUUUUUUUUGAUAUGCGAGCAUGUACGACAUUAAUACGCAGAACACACGAGUUACGACUAAGUAUGCUAUUCCACAUACAUAAUUAUACAUGUGUAUAUGUGUGAGAUUAUAUCAUAGCAAGCUUCGGAUGAUGUGAGUUCAAAAAAUGACACUGAGUUUGGAAAAUACGACCUUGACCCAGCAAAUAGAAAUCGAAAACACAACAUUCGCCGAUGUCUUCCCAGAUCCUGUUUCCGACGUACAAAGAUGUUCCCUGGCCUGCAUCAUAAUCAUCAUUGUCAUCUUCGCUCUUGGAUUCAUAGUAUGUUGUUCACUAGUGAUAAGGAAAUGUAUUGAAAAGACGUACUUGUUACGAAGCCGAAUCCAGUCCUUUAUAGUGAGUGUACCCCCUGUUUCCGGGGUUACGGAUAGCAGUGAAGACGUUAAUAAACCCACAUUUUAUUUAGAUACUCAGAGUAGUGAAUCAGGACAUGGGGAUAGUGAGGGGAAAAGACACUCGUUCUCAACAGAUUCACACGGGGGCGGAUCAUCGAUCAGAGAGGCGGAAAGUAGGGAUGGGUCGUCAGCAGAGGAACAUGUCUCGUGAUUAACAGAUUGAAAUACCCAUCUUGGACUCCGUGGAGUAUCUGUAAGGAUUUUGUUAGCUCUGAAAUCUUAUGUUCAGAACGUUUGUCGCAACCAAUAUACACCAACCAACGGACGAACAUUUUAUUUUCCACUGUCUGGACAUUCGAUGUGGAUAUGGAAUUUACUGAAUGUUUAAAAUCAUCAAUGUUUGACACCUUUGUGAGAUGGUUAGCCUGAGAUGUUGGACCGCUAUGAUGUGAUUAUUACGUCACACUAUUGGCGGAGUCAGCUAUAUUUGCAUUCGUCGAUGUUCAAUAGUAAACGAAAUUAUUCGAGUGAAGGAAGCUUUUGAUAUUGUUUUUGGACUUCGAAAAAUUGUAUUAUAAAUGGUGUACAAAAAAUACAUUUUAUAUCUAGUAUAUUUUCAACUAACUUGUAUAUUAUUUACCAUAUUUCUUUAAAAAAAAUGAAACAUUAGAGUAUAAUUUUAUAGGUUUUCAAAACAUCGCGUUAACACAAGUUUCAGCGUUACAAGUCCAAAAUUAAAAAUCUCAAUUAUCUUAUAAGAAUUUUUUUUUGCAUUUUUUCAGUGAAAAUGAACAAAAAGUGUUUUAUUUGCAAAUAAAGUACUUUAUGGUUUCACAUUUCACAUGUCAUAAUGCUAUUGAUUUUCAAUCGGCAAUUCUCGCCUGACGCUCCAUUCAAACCUCUGUUAAUUUACCGCACUCUUACCUUAAGCUUUUCGCCCUUUGCCUCUUUUGCGCCAAUUUUUAUCUUCUCUAAGAUGUUACAUGUAUUGGUACGCAUGCGCUAGACUAGUGUGACAGUACCAAAAUCAAUCUCCCAUGCAGAAGUGUCGUUCGUAUCCUCUCUCAGACACCUCUUCAAUGGGCUCAAAGAUUUUUGACAUAACAUAUAAAACGUGAUAUUUGCAGAAUUGUUUCAAAUUAAAUAAUUCUGGAUUGAUUUAGUAAAUAUCUAUCUCAAAACUCAGACAAAACAUAAAAACUGAAUUAUAAUGAAUUAAAACAAA